Messenger RNA from Exophiala viscosa, 1652 nucleotides. RefSeq lists its product as uncharacterized. The transcript is spliced from 3 exons. Bases 1 to 1371 code for a protein of 456 amino acids. Lineage: Eukaryota; Fungi; Ascomycota; Eurotiomycetes; Chaetothyriales; Herpotrichiellaceae. The record is from RefSeq and is a predicted model, not a curated record.
AUGGAAGCCGCAAAGAACGUACUCAGUAAGCUCACUGGCGGGGAGAGCACCACCACCGACAACACUGUCACUCCCACACACCAGGAGGGCACCACAGGCACCUCUGCAGACACCACCGGAGGCUCUGGUAAUGGUACAAGCGGAACAACAGGCUCUACCUUCGGCCACGACACCACCACUGGCACAACCGGCUCUCACACCGGUUUGACUGGUGGCUCGUCGACAGGCUAUACUGAAGGGACUACCGGCUCUUCAACCGGCUACACGGAAGGCACCACCGGGUCUUCAACGGGUUAUAAUGAAGGCACCACCGGCUUGACUGGAGGCUCCUCAACUGGCUAUACUGAAGGCACCACUGGCACCACUGGCACGUCUGGUUACACUGGAAACACCGACACUACCUCAGGCACCGGCAGCACUUUCGGCCAAGGAAGCUCUACUGAAGGCAGCGCCUUUGUCCACGAUGCCACCACUCUAGGCUCUUCCACUUCAGGCACGCAAUCGCAAGGUGAUUAUACCUCUGGAACAACACAACAGAGCGGCGGAUACGGCUCUGGGUAUGACACCGGAGCUACACAGCAGACCGGUGGAUAUGGCUCUGGGUAUGACACUGGAGCUACACAGCAGACCGAAGGCAUCCACAGCUCUGGAGCCAACCAACAGGGCGGUGGAUUUGGCUCUGGUAUCGACACCGGAGCUACACAGCAGACUACAGGCUACGGAGUGGACACCAACCAACAACGUGGUGGCUACGACAGUCAAAACACCCAGCAAGGUGCGCAAGAUACUCAGACGACCCAAACAACUGGCGAGCAUGACUCUUCCAAGCAUCACCAUGGUCACCACAUUCCGAACCCACUCCACCAUAAGAAGAAAGAAGAUGAUACUGACAGCGGCCUCACCGGCGGCUCUUCUCACGGUGACCUGCAGAACUCAAGCCAAGGUCGUGACCCAGCCGUCGUCGAUGACAAGGGGACCAAGAAGCUGACUGGCACCGGUGUUCCUGGAUCUCACAGUGCAGUCUUCGGCCUUACGCCCGAUGGCAAGAAGCAUGAUGAGACCACGAGUGACAGUGGCCCGGUCGUCCCCGCGUCCGAGUUGGGCAAGCCUCACAAGAAAGAGAAGCAAGAGGACAAAGCCAACCCGUCAAACGACACAUCAUCCCGUGCACCUGAUAGUGCAGGCGUAGCUGAGCAGAUGCACAAGGUUGACAACGAGCCCAAGGGUCUUCAGAGGAAGGAGCCCAUGGACCUUUCCACAGACAGCACGAAGCCAGGCGCAGGUUCGACCGGCAUAUCCCAAGGUACUGGAGAUAUCAGACCAGGCGAGGGAGGUGACAAGACUCCAGGUGACAAGGCUACACCAGCAUAGAGGAGCUCGGGCGAGAAAUGGGUUUGCAAAUGAUAUCCAGAGUGCGGCCUGAGGAAGCGUUACAAGAGCCUCGAUGCUCUUUCAUGUAUUCAGUUAUGGUUCCGCCUGAACGAAUAUGUACAGGUUUAUGCAUAUCGUUCCCGAUGGAUAUUUUGAUUUGCCCACUACUACGGCCCAUGACUGAUGUGCACACAUUUCGUGACACGUUCCGUAUUUGUUGACCACAUGUUCGGGGCCAUGUACCUUGAGGCACCCCCAGUCGACCACUGUGUAUAUCGUCA